GAAAUACGUUGACGUGAAGACGGUUGAAAGUAAGCACCUCAAUGAUCUCGGUUACAAAUACAAGUGACUUUUUUUUUUAAUUUCGAACGUAAGUGGACAUAACAUAAUCAAGAUGGGAGAAAAUUGGACAGAAGAACAGUUACUUAAUAUUAUAUCGCUUGAAGUUAAAAAAACCACUAGAAACCUAUUCAGUAUAUGGCAACAGGUUGGAUUUGAAGAGGAAGUGACAAAUAAAUACAAAAAAGAUAUUUAUAAGCAUAUACAGGAGUUGCUUAACGAUAUGGAAAUUGAAGCUGAAGAAAACAAAAAUAAUUACUUAAAAAACAUUGAUAAAAUGGUUCAGCUAGUUCAUACACUAAGUAAUGAAUUAAGAAUUGAAAUAUCGAUGCCUAAAUAUCAAGCAGAAUCACUACUUAAUGCCACAAUCGUAUUAAAGAAAAAAAUUAGAGAAUUGGAAAUACUCAAAGAACAUCGUAUGUCAGAAGUUCAAGUUUUACUUGAUAAGGAGCGUCAAAUAUGUAAACAUCUUGGAUUGCAGCCAAAUGGUUUUAAAUUUUCAGUCCCUAAUUCUGACGAAAUAAAAGAUUUUGAAUCAAAUUUAAUGACAUUAGAAACCGAAUUAUCAACUCGUAAAACUAAUUUCAUACAUUUGCGACAAUCGAUUGUAGAAAUGAUGGAGGAAAUGGCAUUAAGUCCGACAAAUAAUUUUGAACGACUAAUUUGGCAUGAUUCUCAUGAUUUUAUUUAUUCUAGUAUUAACAUGGCUAAGUUAGAAAAAUUACAUGAUGAAAUACAGGAAAGAUUAGCAACAAUGAAGGAGAAAGCGGAAAAUAAACGUCAGGAAUUACUAAAACUUUUGAAAUAUUUAGAUGUACCGAAGGAUAAAUACGAAAAUAUCCUAACAAAAUACUCUGGUUUUGAUACAAUUACUAUAAAUGCCUUGGAUAAAGAACUUCGAAAGUACAUGAAGAAAAAAGAAGAAAAUAUGUCUACUUUUAUUAGAAAAAUAAGAGAAGAGUUAGAACAUUGGUGGAAUAUAUGUAAAUUAAGUCCUCAAGAACGAGAACAAUUUCGUUUUUAUACUUCAGAAAUAUACAAUGAAGACACAUUAAAGCUUCAUGAACUUGAAGUUGAAAAACUCAAAUGGUUUUACGAGUCAAAUCAAAAAUUAUUCGAAUUACUUGAUAAAAGAGAUGAAAUGUGGGAACAAAACAAAGAGUAUCGUCGUCAAAUUGAAAAUCCAAGUAGAUAUCAUAAUCGUGGUGGUCAGCUUCUCGCUGAAGAAAAGGCUCGAAAAUAUUUAGCUAAGAAUCUCCCAAAAGUUGAAGAACAACUUAAAGAAAUGGUUAUUGAAUAUGAAAAUACACAAGGUAAACCAUUCACAAUCUAUGGAUUACAAUUAACGGAAUAUUUUUCAAAGCAAAUAAAAGAUCUCGAAACUGAAAUGGAAGAGUUAAAAGCUGCAAAGUUGAAAGCGAAAGAUGAAAGAUCUGCUAAAAAAACACCUUUAAGUGCUUCUCGUCGAAAUUUGGCAUAUGCUAGCAUACGAGGGACUAAUACUUCUCUUAAAAGAAAAGAUCGCUCACCUUUGGCAGGUGUUGCAAAGUCUGCACGUUUAGCCAAUAGCGAAAAUAUUUAUCCAAAAGUUGUUAGUUCAAAAAUUCGAAGGAGUGGGCGUUUAAAGGUAGCACGUAAACUUCUCUCAUCAUCGAAAAAUUCACCCAGAACCCCAAAAACUCCAUCGGUAUCUAAAAACAAAACUGAAAUUGGUGAUACUAAUAGUUCUAAUAAUACUACGAAAGUUUUUCAACAGUAUGAAGAAUUUCAAGAACAUUUAGCAAAUAAAGACGAACUAAGGAGUACACUAAUAAUUGAUUUAAAUGAAACAGUAAAAACAAAGAAACCAUUAAAAACUCCGGUUAAGCCAUCCAGAAAACAUUGUUCUCCUCGUACACCUUUGAGGAAAAGUAAAUUAACAUGUGCAAAUCAAAUGAAAAGUCCGAGAUAUUUGUCUACCCCUAAACUUGUUGCAGCGCCUAAUCCAACUAAUGAAAAUGUAUUUUAAUAUCAUAUUUAUUUAAAUAAUCAUAGUAUUUCGAAUCAAAAUUUAAAAAGAAAAAUGUUAAUAUUUAAUUAGUUGCUGGAAGCAACUACAAUUUAUUUUACCAUUAUAACUUAUUCGAAUGUAGAUUUUCAAUUAACUCUUUCUAUCUAUAAAAUUACUUUAAAAUACGUCGUAAAAUUAAUUUCAUUAAUUGAUUAUAUGCUUUCCGAAUAGAAUUGAGCUUGCAAUAUAUAUUAUUUAGUUUCAUAUGC
This is a messenger RNA of Chelonus insularis, 2316 nucleotides long. RefSeq names its product protein regulator of cytokinesis 1-like. Gene Ontology annotation, biological process: mitotic spindle midzone assembly; microtubule cytoskeleton organization. NCBI's taxonomy places the organism in Eukaryota, Metazoa, Arthropoda, Insecta, Hymenoptera, Braconidae. Bases 113 to 2065 code for a protein of 650 amino acids. Gene Ontology annotation, cellular component: cytoplasm; spindle; mitotic spindle midzone. The transcript has 8 exons. Gene Ontology annotation, molecular function: microtubule binding. The record is from RefSeq and is a predicted model, not a curated record.